Molecule: messenger RNA, 1259 nt
Organism: Melanaphis sacchari
Lineage: Eukaryota; Metazoa; Arthropoda; Insecta; Hemiptera; Aphididae
Product: ribonuclease H2 subunit A
Exons: 8
Coding region: 312-1250 (312 amino acids)
Biological process (GO): DNA replication, removal of RNA primer; mismatch repair
Cellular component (GO): ribonuclease H2 complex
Molecular function (GO): RNA binding; RNA-DNA hybrid ribonuclease activity
Source: RefSeq, a predicted model, not a curated record
UCUAAACAAACUAUGUACAAACAUUAAUAAUUUAUGUGUUGAAUAUUUAGUGUUUACUGUUUUUUACCGCCUAGUUCUUUAAUAUCUAAAUAAUGUCUGCAGUUUACUACUUGUUAAUUGUUACUUUUCUUUGUUAAUACUCACUAGUCACUACUUAAAAAAAACAGAAUAUUCCUUAUGAGAUUGACUGUUUGCCACCGAAAUAAGAUUUUUCACUGUUCACUGAUACAUUUUGAGGGCUUGGUACCUUUUAAUUAUUUUUUUUUCAUAGUUUCCAGCUUAACCUACUAAGUACUAUCCACAUAAUUAUAAUGAACAGUGACUAUAAAGUUUGCCAUACUAUUUCUGAUGUGAAAUCGGCGAUUUCUUUUGAAAAUAAUUCAUUUGAUGUUCGCAUUGAAUCUGAAUUACCUGAAACAAUAAAAAAUGAGAAAUAUAUUUUGGGAAUUGAUGAAGCUGGUCGUGGCCCUGUCCUUGGUCCAAUGGUAUAUGGUACAUCUUAUUGUUCAGUAGAUAAUCAAGCUUUACUAAAAUCAUUAGGAUGUGCUGAUUCUAAAGUUUUGUCUGAACAAGCUCGAGAUGAAAUUUUUGAUGGAAUAACCAAACAAUUUAAAUUACUUGGAUGGGCUGUACACAUCAUAUCACCAACUACAAUAAGCAAUUGUAGCUUUAGAAGGCAAAAGUGUUCUUUGAAUGAAAUUUCACAUAAUGCUGCAAUAGGUUUAAUACAACGAGUUUUAGACAGAGGAAUAAAUAUUAGUGAAGUAUUUGUUGAUACUGUUGGACCUCCUGAUAAGUACCAAGAAAAAUUAUUAUCAAUAUUCCCUCAACUAAAAAUAACAGUUUCUAAAAAGGCUGAUUCUUUGUUUCCAAUUGUAAGUGCUGCUAGUAUUUGCGCCAAAGUAACUCGUGACGCGGCGUUAAAAAACUGGAAAUUUAUUGAAAAACCUGGAGAAGAUAUUGAUUCUAAUUGGGGAAGCGGAUAUCCAAAUGAUCCGGUAACAAAAGAAUAUUUAAAAAAAAACAUAGAUCCAGUAUUUGGAUUUCCAAGUAUUGUUAGAUUUUCUUGGUCUACAGCAGAAUUAGUAUUAAAAAAUAAUGCAGCACAAAUAGACUGGUCUGAUGAAGAAGAGGAUGUAGAUAAAAAAUCAUUACCUAUAACAUCAUUUUUUGGUCAAAAUAGUAAACAAGUUCAACAGAAAACACCUUUUUUUGAUGAUAAGGGUAUAAUUAUUACAACUAAAUUUUAAUAAAUGAUA